CUGGACAAACGCUACACGACACAACGUUUUUUCCCCCCUCGACGUCUGGGGCAGAGAAACUGUGGAUUUAUCCGGGUUUUUUUUGGACAACGACGCGAAAAAAACUUGCAUUAGGGACACUUCUCCGACUAGGGCAUUGGAGAUUUCCGCGAGAACAAGUUUACAGGGUCGUUUUCUGGUGACAUUCUGGGACCGGAAAAGAGCUGUUUCCCCCCAGACAGCUGGUUUGUGGAUUCCCCCAUUUGCGCCUGAAGUUGAGUGAGCCGGCUGAGAUGAGUGGUCCAGAAGUGGCCAAGACUCCGGGAGGUGGAGCACCGGGCAAGGAGGGAAAGGAGCCAGUGGCCAAUGGGCACGCAGGAGAGGGCAACGAUGCCAACCCAUUCGCUGAAUACAUGUGGAUGGAGAAUGAAGAGGAGUAUAACAGACAGGUGGAAGAGGAGCUGUUGGAGCAAGAGUUUUUGGAGCGCUGCUUCCAGGAAAUGCUGGAGGAAGAGGACCAGGAUUGGUUCAUUCCUUCGCGUGACCUCAACAACCAGGGGGUGGGGCAGCUGCAGCAGCAGCUCAAUGGUCUGUCAGUCAACGAUCACCACGGCAACCUGGAGGAAGUGGCGAGGAAGAGCAUCUUGAAUCCUGAGGCGAAGGAGUUUGUCCCGGGGAAGAAAUACUAGGAGUCCCCCUCACCCCCAUGGAGCCUCCACACGCGCACAAACACACGCAUACACCUGUCCUCACAUACUCUCAGAGACUCUUGCGGCCCAGACCGCACACACACUGAUUCUUACGCACACACGCAUGCACACACACAUCUACACACUUGAAGUCAGUGGCGUGCUGGCAGGCCCAGUUGGGGGGUGGGGGGAUUUCUUUUUUUUCUUUUCUUUUUGUUUCUUUAAUCUUUUUAUUUCCUGUUUGUUUCUUGUAAACUAAGGGACAUUGGGAACAGGGGUGGGGGAUGGGUGUAAUACUAGCAACGCCCUACUGCGGGCGCUAGCUCAUCAUCGCAUUUCAGAUGACAUUGUUGACGUUUACAGAAUACGCAGAAGUCAUUGACGUCCCCUUAGAUCUGCGGCAGCUACCAAGGAGCGAUGCCAGAAAAAAACUUCAACCCAAAAUAUUUAAAAAAAAAAAAAAAUAUGUCACAUACUUGUACAUUUGUUUGCUGUUAAAUUAAAUUAAAUCACAGGAGCAGUAAAUCGAGGGGUUCCACGACAGAGAGGUUAGAGAACGACAAACAUUUCAGGGGACUUCAUGGGUUUCUGCCGCUGCUCUGUAUAGUCAUUACAGCAAGUCAACAGUUUGCCGAUGAUGAUGUCAUAAGCUUCUAUGACAUCACAGCUCCAGUGCAUCUAGAAAUGCUGGUUCCUAUUUUUAUGUGCAGAGGCUCCGUUUCAAACCAAAUACAGACCCGACCCCCCCCCCCUCACGCUAGAUUUUAGUGAGCUGAAUGGACAUUGACAGCUGUAAUCAUGGCUUAGAAAUUAUUUUUCCAGUUUGUGUGGAAGUCCAUGUUUAUUUUUGUCCAGCUUCUUUGGAAAGAAGCACGAGUUUCCAAUCCUUCGUCAAGUGAAGUGAAGUCAAGCAAGAAAAAUCCUUACGGUAGAGGGAAGGUCAGAGCAUUUUGAACCUUUUUUACGAAAACUCAGUUGUCAUCUUUUUUUCGUUUGGUAUGGCUUCAUCCUUAAGUUCAGUUUGUGGGGUGCAGCGAACGACCUUGUUAAAGGGGAGUAUUUGGUGUGGAACAAUGCCACUGCCUCUUUCUGCCGGGAAAACUUGGUUUUGUCCAGCAUCAGAUCAAGUGUCCAUAUCCAAAUCAGGUUUUCAAGUAUCCUCUCCUCUUCUAUUUGUUUUUUUCUUUUUGGUAAAGUUUUGAGGACGAGGCAUUUGUGUCUCUACUGGGUACAGUAACCUGUGGUGUCCAUUCAAUCCUGAAUGCAGGAGGAAAUGUUAGUAGGUAAUAUUGCCUCAGCCAUUCAAAAUAAAGCAGUAUCAAAUGGCUGACAGUAUGGCUUCCUUGCUUUCCUCUUUUUGUAGGUUGACGUCUUUUGAGGAAGUUCCUCUUUUAAACCAUAAAUCGUUGUGGUAUGGCUUUCCUAGAAGCAUCGCCCCAUGGUGCAAAGUAUAUCCUCCGUUAAAUUGUGAGCCACUAGGAAAACAUUGUAUAUGUGAAGAUGUCUUUUAGGAAACUCGGAUUCAAACCAACAACUAUCAAGUAAUCUUUUCUAGUUCUCAGCCAACUUGGCCUAAAAAUACAGAGGCAGUAUUGUCACAAGAGAAAAUCUUGUGAUGUGAACGUUCUUAUUCAUGCCACUGUUUCUAUGUGGUAUUGACAAUAAUGUUUUUUGUAUUUCACUGCAGCAGCAUUAAGGAGACACUUGUGCACCUGAAUUAAGGUGGUCCGAAAGGUUAAAGCACUUUUUCUGGCUUUAAUGAGGCUUUUUCCAGUUUGGGUUUUUUUUGGUCAGCAUGGGGGCCCAAGUGUGUUCUUAAAGUGAGCAGUAGAAACAGUCAAAUGUUGGGUCAAAUUGAACUUCCUCACGCAGUGCUGGAACACAGAUGUUGAAUGGCACCCUGGUGAAGCCAUUAGGAAUGUCCGCCAGGUGGAUUGUACAACAUGAAAUCAUUUUUGGUGAUUCGUUUAGAUGAGUUAGAUGACAGAAGCCGUAAAAAAAAAGAAGAAAAAAAAGGUCCAGAAGACACAGAGUAUGAAUUUCAUUACAAACAAAAAUAAUGAAAAAAGAUGAAUAAAGAUGUUAAAGACAAA
Messenger RNA from Labrus mixtus (cuckoo wrasse), 2761 nucleotides. RefSeq names its product poly(A) binding protein interacting protein 2B (gene paip2b). Gene Ontology annotation, molecular function: mRNA regulatory element binding translation repressor activity. Gene Ontology annotation, biological process: negative regulation of translational initiation. The transcript is spliced from 4 exons. The coding region runs from base 273 to 668 and encodes 131 amino acids. NCBI's taxonomy places the organism in Eukaryota, Metazoa, Chordata, Actinopteri, Labriformes, Labridae. The record is from RefSeq and is a predicted model, not a curated record. Gene Ontology annotation, cellular component: cytoplasm.